Messenger RNA from Mesorhabditis spiculigera, 2919 nucleotides. The record is from the annotation of a GenBank genome assembly. NCBI's taxonomy places the organism in Eukaryota, Metazoa, Nematoda, Chromadorea, Rhabditida, Rhabditidae.
AUGACACCGAUGACACCUGGAAAAGGCCGUGCCGUGAAGCGCCGCUGGCCUACUGACGACAAUCCGACGGAUUCGGAAGAGGAAGAACACCGUCAAACAACAGCCGUUUGUAAGCAGUGCGGCAAUGUGAUCUGCAGGAGUGCUCCUAGUCACUUUGCUCUGCACUCGUCGACGCAUCUCUCCUUCCGAUCCUGGAAGUGUUCUGUCUGUUCCUUCACUGCGGGACUGAAAGGCGAUGUAAAGGGCCAUCUGAACAAACGACAUCAAGGAAACGGCCGGGUCAUCGAUAAUCGGACUGCUGAGUACUACGAUGCGCUCGAGGCGAAGACGAAAGCCAACUUUCCGGGUCUCUCAAAUGCCAUCGCUAAAUACAUUGGAGGACAAAAGAGGCAUUGGGAUUUCAAGAUGCAUCAGAUAAUGAAGAUGACAAUCCGCAAGACGGUCGAAAAAUCUUCGUCUGCAAGGAAUGCAGAAAUUCGAUUGACUCAACUAGUGCUCCGCUUCUGGCUCAGCACUCGGCAUCGCACCUUUCCUUCCGACCCUGGAAUUUGCGCCUCUACUAUGACUCUGAAAAGCCACCUGCAGAGGCAUCUACACGAGGUACAUCCAGGAAACGGCCGGGUCAUCGAUAACCGCACUGCCGAAUACUUCGAUGCCCUCGAGGCGAAGACGAAAGCCAACUUUCCGGCUCACUCAAAUGCCAUCGCUAAAUACAUUGGAGGACAAAAGGAGACAUUGGGAUUUCAGGAUGCGUCAGAUGAUGAAGACGACAAUCCGCAAGACGGUCGAAAAAUCGCCGUCUGCAAGGAAUGCAGUAAUGCGAUCCACUGCGAUGCACCUUCCCAUCUCACUUUGCACUCGUCGACACACCUCUCCUUCCGACCCUGGAAGUGUUCAGUUUGCACCUAUACUAUGAAUCGGAAAAAGAACCUGCAAAGGCAUCUGAACGCGCAACAUCAAGGAAAUGGCUGGGUCAUCGAUAAUCGCACUGCUGAGUACUACGAUGCCCUCAAAGCAAAGGCCCAAGCCAAUUUUCCUGAUCGCGCAAGGGCUAUCGCCAAGUUCAUUGGAGAACAAAGGCACGUAUCGGGAAUUCAGGCUCGACCGGAUAACGAGGACGACACUCCAGAAGACAACCCACCAAUUCAGUGCAGCAACGCGGUCUACCGCGAUGCACCUUGCAAGCUCGCUCGGCACUCGUCGACUCACCUCUCCUUCCGACCCUGGAAGUGUUCUGUUUGCGACUUCACUAUGGCUCGGAAAGACCCCCUGCAACAGCACCUGAAGGAGCAACAUCAAGGAGAUGGUCGGGCCAUCGAUAAUCGCACUGCCGAAUACUACGAUGCACUCGAGGCGAAGACGAAAGCCAACUUUCCAGAUCUCUCAAGUGCCAUCGCUAAAUACAUUGGUGAACAAAAGAAGAGAUUGGGAUUUCAAGAUGCAUCAGAUCAUGAAGAUGACAAUCCGCAGGACGGUCGUAAAAUUUCCAACUGCAAGGUGGAAUGCAGACAUUCGAUUGUCUCAACUACUACCUGGUUUCUGGCUCAGCACUCGCUGACACACCUCGCCUUCCGACCCUGGAAGUGUUCUGUUUGUACCUUUACUGCGAGACUGAAAGGUGAUGUUAAGAGCCAUCUGAAGACCCAACACCAAGGAACCGGCCAGGUCAUCGAUAAUCGCACUGCUGAGUACUACGAUGCGCUUGAGUCGAAGAUGAAAGCCAACUUUCCGGCUCACUCAAGCGCCAUCGCUAAAUACAUUGGAAGACAAAUGAAGACAUUGGGAUUUCAAGAUGCAUCUGAUCAUGAGGAUGACAAUGCGCAAACCCGUCGAAAAAUCUUCAGCUGCAAGGAAUGCAGACAUUCGAUUGUCGCGACUAGGACUCGGCAUCUGGCGCAGCACUCGGUUGCGCACCUCGCCUUCCGACCCUGGAAGUGUUCUGUUUGCGACUUCACUAUGGCUCGGAAAGGCGAUCUGCAUAAGCAUCUGAACGAGCAACAUCAAGGAAAUGGCUGGGUAAUCGAUAAUCGCACUGCUGAAUACUACGAUGCCCUCAAAGCACUGACGCAGACCAACUUUCCUGGCCGCGCAAAGGCUAUCGCGAAGCACAUUGGAUGGCAAAGGCACGUGUCGAGAAUUCAGGAUGGAUCCGAUGACGAGGAUGACACUCUGGAAGACAACCCACCAAUCGUUCAUCUCCCAGCCCCUGGCGACAAAAGUCUCGAUAUUCGCCAAAAUGUGCAGACUAGGCCGGAAGCUGUAUCCUCAAAGGCUGGUACGAUCAAGCAAGAAGUGGUGCCAGACACUGUUCCACCACGAUCCAAAGAGAAAUCGACUCAUCGAACGAUGGUCAAUACUCAACGCGAAGUUAAGCAAGAGCCACUAGAUGUCGAAAAUUAUUCAUUUGAUUUUGAUGUCGUAUUCGACGGAAGUGAGGCGGAUGCUGAUGCUGAUGCUCAUGCUCCAAUCCGCCACCACAACGAGCAAAAUGUCCGGAACGGUGACAAAGACCAAUCAUCCUCGCCUACCCUUCAUCCAAUCGUUGUCAAACAAGAACUUCUAGAUGAAAAUCCAACCGAAGAGCCGAGAAGGAUCGAUAAGAAGGAGAAGAAGAAGAAGAAGCCCGUGCCCCAAAUCGACACUGACCACAGCAUCGACAAGCGCUUCGAAGAGACCAUUAUGACAAUGAAGCUGGGCGGUGCGAAGAUUUCCUCCGACAUGGCCCGAAUGCGGGCUGCGAUGAGGGAGACGAAAGCUGACGUGGCUCGCCUGCAAACCAACAUGGCACUCCUGGAAACCCUCUCUGAAAGGCGGAAUGCCGAAAAUCGCCGUCUGAGGCAGGAGAACGACCGGCAAGCCGCCCAGCUGAAGAUGCUGAUGGAAGAAAUUGCUGCGCUGAGGGAUCGAAUCCGCAAUGGC